GAGGCUGGCGGAGCAGCAGCAGAGGGAGGCCAAGGCGGGGAGGCAGGCGGUGACCAGGUGGUCAUCGACCAGGCUUCCAUUGACAACGCGGCCUUUGACAGAGAGAUCAUCGCGCAGCAGGAGCGGAUCCGUGAGGAAGAAGUGCUGACCAAGCCGUAUGUGGGAGAUUUGGUUGCGGUCACCGAGCUGAGCUCAGAGUACGAGACGGCGUCCGAGACGCUCCGCCGCAAGCUUGAGCUGCUGCCGAGCAAGUUCCAGUGGAUGCGGACGACUCGGCCGGACGGCAACUGCUUCUAUCGCGGCUUUGCCUUUGGCCUUUGCGAGUGGCUCAUGACGCUGGCGGAGCCCGAGGACGUGACCCGCGUCGUCAGCGUCUUUGAAGCCUCCAAGGCCGAUCUCCUCGCCGCCGGCUUUGACGAGUUCAUCGACGACUUUUGGGCCAUGACCAUGGCUCCGCUCCGCGCCAUCAAGGGCGGCAACUACUCGCACGACGAUCUCCUGGCUUGCUUCCGUGAUCAGGAGCGGACCGAGUACAUCGUCCAGUUUAUGCGCUUCCUCGUCUCGCUCCACCUUGCCAAGAAUGCAGACUUCUUCCAGUUCUUCAUCGAGGGUUCGGGCCUGUCUGUCGACGAGUUCCGUCGCAUCGAGGUUGAGGCUGUCGGCCGCGACGCUGACCACGUCCAGAUCACUGCCCUCACCGCCUACCUCGACCUCGCUGUCCGCGUCGUCUAUCUCGACCAGUCCACCACCGCCGACGGCGCCGCCUCGGAAAUCGUCAUUCCUGAUGGCGGCCGCCCCGUCUGCACUCUCCUCUACCGCCCGGGCCACUACGACGUACUUUACGAGUAAACGCCUCAUUAUUCCCUCC
Messenger RNA from Thecamonas trahens ATCC 50062, 868 nucleotides. RefSeq names its product ubiquitin thioesterase OTUB1. Lineage: Eukaryota; Apusomonadida; Apusomonadidae. The transcript has 2 exons. Gene Ontology annotation, molecular function: cysteine-type deubiquitinase activity; ubiquitin binding. The coding region runs from base 262 to 849 and encodes 195 amino acids. The record is from RefSeq and is a predicted model, not a curated record. Gene Ontology annotation, biological process: protein K48-linked deubiquitination. Gene Ontology annotation, cellular component: nucleus.